Messenger RNA from Ichthyophthirius multifiliis, 839 nucleotides. Its product is annotated as NADH-ubiquinone oxidoreductase subunit, putative. The transcript is spliced from 2 exons. Gene Ontology annotation, molecular function: NADH dehydrogenase activity. Gene Ontology annotation, biological process: mitochondrial electron transport, NADH to ubiquinone. The record is from RefSeq and is a predicted model, not a curated record. Lineage: Eukaryota; Ciliophora; Oligohymenophorea; Hymenostomatida.
AUGUUUAUAAAAAAAUUAUCAAAGACCCUCCCAUAGCAAAUAUUUAAAUUGAAUGUAAAUACACCUUUAUUUUAUUCUUCCGGUUUACCUUCUCAUAAAAUAAAUGAUUUCAAUACCGACUCAACUCCUUUUGAAUUUACUGACGAAAAUUACUAAAAAAUCGAAAAAAUAUUAGCAAAAUAUCCCAAAAAACAAAAGCGUUCAGCUGUAAUGCCAUUACUAUAUCUAGCCUAAGAAUAAAAUAACAAUUACGUAUCAUUAUCGUCUAUGAAAAAAAUAGCUAAAAUUUUAGAAAUCGCAGACAUGGAAGUAUACGAAGUAGCGUCUUUUUACACAAUGUACAAUCGAGAACCUGUGGGAAAAUUCCAUAUUUAAAUUUGUGGAACUACCCCUUGUUAAUUAUGCGGAUCUAGGGAAAUUACAAAAGCAAUUGAAAAUUAUACAGGAACUAAAUUAGGUCAUACAUCUCCAGACAUGAAAUGGACUAUUUAAGAAGUGGAAUGUUUAGGUGCUUGUGUUAAUGCUCCUAUGAUUUAAGUUAAUAACGAAAAAGUUUACGAAGACUUAAAUACUGAAAAUGUAGUCGAAUUACUUAAAAAAUUAGAAAAUGGAACAGCUGUACCUGGACCUUAGGUUAAAAGAAAUUAGUGCGAAGGUGUUAUGGGAAGAACUACUUUGAAAGAAUAAAGCGUUUUACAUGGAGAAAUUAAAUAUACUCGUGAUUUUGCGAAGGCUAAGUAAGAUUGGGUAGCUUAAAAAGAACUUGAAAAAGCUGAAGCUGAAAAAAAAAAAGCUGCUGCUGCUGCUUAAGCUAAGAAAUGAAAAAAUUAUUUUUUAGG